Fomitopsis serialis is the source of this 2439-nucleotide messenger RNA. Its product is annotated as caspase domain-containing protein. Gene Ontology annotation, molecular function: cysteine-type endopeptidase activity. Lineage: Eukaryota; Fungi; Basidiomycota; Agaricomycetes; Polyporales; Fomitopsidaceae. The transcript is spliced from 6 exons. Gene Ontology annotation, biological process: proteolysis. The coding region runs from base 33 to 2225 and encodes 730 amino acids. The record is from RefSeq and is a predicted model, not a curated record.
GGGAGAGAAUACGCCGUUUUCUCCAUCGAUAUAUGUCACACCACUCGGCGGGAAAGCAAGUAUCACAGACGUAUGUCAGUGCUACAGGCGGUGCUAUAUUUCAGCAAGAGGCGCACGAAAUGCAAUCCACUCAACAGUCAUACCACACGCCAAAAGAUGAGGUCACCGGAAAGAAAGACCCACUGUCGGGGACUGCACACUCCCAGAAACCUUUGCAAAUUGCUUCUGCUGGUAUACUUGGCACCACGGAGGGAUACCACCCCUUUCAGCAGACCCGCUAUGAUCAUCUCGUCGGUGGACGACCACCCAGUCGCCUUUUCGCCCUCGUUAUCGCCAUUGAUCAAUACCAGGACGUCCGAAUCAACGACCUCCAUGGCUGUACUCAUGACGGUACUGACUUCGUCCGAUUCCUAAGGGACACUUUGCGUGUUCCCCCAAGCCGGAUUGUCCAACUCAUCGACGCUGAAGCAACACGUGCCAAUAUCCUCGACGCCUUCCGCGACCAGCUCAUCAACAACCGUGACAUCAAGCACGGAGAUGCCAUGGUGAUCUUUUACGCAGGCCACGGUGACCGCAGGGCCGCGCCUCCGGCCUGGGCCGCCGAAGACAACAUGGUGGAGACGAUCUGUCCGCACGACGAGGGGAUACCGGACGAGCAGGGGCAGACUAUCAUCGGAAUCCCCGACAGGACGUUCGACGGCCUCAUGCGGUGUCUGGCUCACGAAAAGGGAGACAACAUCCUGGCCAUCUUCGAUUGCUGUCACUCCGGUGGUGUGAUGCGCGAGAUGACUGGGACGACGCGCGCGCUCAGUCUCGAGCGCCACCGUGAACCGAUCCCAGAAGACCUCGACCAGGAGAUCUGGACGUGGCACUCUGAAGGCGCGAGUCGUGACGUGAAGAUGGUCUUCCCUGCGGGAUUUUCAUACCCAGCCAUGCGUUCACACGUUCUCCUGGCAGCCUGCCGUCAGGACGAGAAGGCACAGGAGACCCAUAUCAAUGCUGAGGGGAACACGAGGGGGCUUUUUACGCUCCAUCUGCUAAAAUGCCUGCGCAGAGCAUUUGAAGAGGAGGCGUCCCUUCCUCAACUCACAUAUGCGCGUCUCGUGGACCGUCUCCUGAGCCCCGAGGUCAUGAAGCUAUGCGGAACCUCAUUGGACGGACAGCAUCCGCUGUGCGAGGGAAAGAACAGGGAUCGGCUGCUGUUCAGUACGUCCGAGCUUAUGGGAGAGGAAAGUUCCUUCGCAAUGCAGUACGAAAAUGGGCGCUUGUACGUCUCUGCGGGGCGCAUUCAUGGCGUUGUCAAGGGCACGCGGUUCGCUGUACAGGCUUCUAAAGCCAGGUCGAUGUGCACGCUCGAUAACGUCGUACUCAUUGCAGCUCACGUCGACGGUCUACAGUGCAUCGUCCAGCCAAGCACAGCAGAUCUUCCCUUGUGUGCAUUCGACCACACAAGGGUGGUAGUGAUCACUUGGAACUCUGCGCCGAUGAAAGUCAGAACGUCCGUGCCUGUUUCACAGCAAGGCCUGCUGAAUUGCACGGAGGUAGAGCCGAAGGAGUAUCAUGACGUCUCCAUCGAGAUGGGCACCGACUGUUGGAUCCUCAGUCGGUUCGAUCCAUUGACAUUUCGAUACGCAGUCCAGCAACAGAUCUUCAAAUUCACGGAUAUCUCGCUGCAGUCCGCAGAAAUACUGGAGGCCGUUGCACGCUGGAAUUUCUAUUUGUACCACUUCAGCGAUUCUGGGCCAGACGACGCAAAUCUGCAACCAAGUGUACAACUGCACCGUCUUGAGGACAAGUCGGAGGCAGGGAGCUUGUGGCCGCUCCUUGCACAAUCCGGUGAUGAUCUGUUCGGAGCUGCGAAGGGUGAACCAGUCUGGGGCUCCCCUUUGUCGGCGUACAAGGUACCGGGGUUGGUGAAAGAAGCGCUUCUUCAUGACAUGGCACCGUACUAUGGCCUAACACUGUUUAACACCUCUGAGUACGAUCUCUUCCCCUAUUUGUUCUACUUUAACCCCUCUACUUGUGCCAUACAGGCUUGGUACCUACCCCACGGCAGCCAAGUGAAAGCUCCGCUGCCUCAACGGAGUGGCAAGGGCGUACCUGGCAGGUUGUCUAUCGGCUAUGGCUCUGGGGCGCUGAUAGCAUCAAGUUCUGGCUUCCUGCGAACGUCGAGCGAGAUACUGGCUUUCUCAAGUUAUUUGUCUCGACGUCGUACGUCGACAUGAGGAGUAUUCAACAAGACGGCCUCGUAUCCUCGCAGGGUCGGGGAGUCAGCAAGGUAAUCGUGGAUGUGCCAUUUACCGAUAGCUGGGUUUCUUCGGUGUACGUGUUGACCUGCCUCGAGUCUCCACCGAGUCCUAGUAUAUAAUGUAGUAAAUACUGCCAGUAGCCUUGCUUCACUGGUAAUAGCAUCGUUAAAUAAUUGUAACAUUCUUUGAC